ACACGUUGAGCUAAGUUUUCUAUUCUGACAGCCACGUUUUCCUCCCGUUUGAUUGAAUUUUGUUAAACAUGAUUGCAGAAUGAAUUUAGCCCGAGCCGAACGUGACCGACCUGCCGCGUUAGUGUAAAUCUGAACAGUAUAUGCUGGUUUUUAAGCUGCCACAUCUCUCCCUCGGACCGGAAGGAAGGAAGGAAACACUGUCACUGCAACCCUGAAGACAUCACAUUUUAGUUCACCUGCUCAUUUUCUCUGGCUUUGUUGAAAAAUGAGGACCGUGUUAUUGCUGCUGCUGCAUGUGCUAAUGUCCUGGUGGCUGCUGGUCAGUGCCACUCUCUCUAAAUCAGAUCCAAAGAAGUCGCAUAAAGCUGAGUCUGCGACGUCUCUAGCUGAAUUGUCUGUGCUGGAAAGAGGCCUUGUUGUGUCAGAUCUGCACUGGAAGGACAUAGUGAAGGAGGAGAAGAGAUACUGUUCCCACAUCAAGAAGACGUUUCAAGGUCCUGUGCUUGGAUAUGUAACACCUUGGAAUUCCCACGGCUACGACGUGGCUAAGAUGUUUGGCUCCAAACUAACGUCAGUGUCUCCAGUGUGGCUUCAGCUCCGUCGACGAGCACCUGAAACAUUUGAUGUUACAGGACUCCAUGACCACGACUCCAGUUGGGUGAAAGCUGUACGCAAGUCAAACAAGAAGGUUAGGAUGGUGCCUCGGCUCUUGUUUGAUGGCUGGUCCUACCAUGACUAUAUGAGCGUACUGGGGAGUGAAGAUGAAAUUGAGGAGCUGGGAAGUGAGCUGGUGGAUGUUGCAAAGACAGAAGGGUUUGAUGGAUUCACCUUGGAGCUUUGGAGCCAGCUUGGAGGAAACAAAAGAGAAGAGCUGGUGCAUUUGGUGAAACACAUAUGCGAGGCUUUGAAAUCUAAAAAGCUGGACUGCAUUCUUGUUAUUCCACCAGCUGUGACAAAUACCGGUCAGCCGGGGAUGUUUGGCAGAGAGGAGUUUGAAGAACUGGCCCCUGUCGUAGAUGGAUUCAGCCUCAUGACUUACGACUAUUCCAGUGGUCCCAACCCAGGGCCGAGUGCUCCCCUGCCCUGGGUCAGAGAAUGUGUUCUUCAGCUUUCUCCCAACACCCAAUGGAGGCAAAAGAUCCUGCUUGGACUUAAUUUGUACGGUCUUGAUUUCUCAAGUCAUGGAGCCGAGCCCGUCCUGGGUGGAAGGUAUGUGGACAUUUUGCGGGAGCACAGGCCAAAACUUCUCUGGGAUGAAUAUUCUACAGAACAUUACUUCAGCUACAAAAGAAAUAACGCAGUCAAGCAUGUGGUGUACUAUCCAUCACUGAAGUCAAUCUACCAGAGGGUCUCCUUGGCCUCUGAACUGGGAACAGGGAUUUCGUUAUGGGAACUGGGACAAGGACUGGACUAUUUCUAUGAUCUCCUAUAAAAGCGGGACUUCCUGGUACGGAUUGUAAAAACAGCUAAUGGAUUUGUCUUAAUAAUCAGAGUUAAUUCCCACUUUUGAACUCAAACAUUUGGUUAAUAUUUAACUUUGUUUUGAGCAUAAUGAAGGUGUUGAGAAGAUGGCUCUUAAAAGGUACUUAAAGCAUACACGGGUACUUCAGUGGGUGUGUGUGUGUGUG
Nothobranchius furzeri (turquoise killifish) is the source of this 1628-nucleotide messenger RNA. RefSeq names its product chitinase domain containing 1 (gene chid1). NCBI's taxonomy places the organism in Eukaryota, Metazoa, Chordata, Actinopteri, Cyprinodontiformes, Nothobranchiidae. The record is from RefSeq and is a predicted model, not a curated record. Gene Ontology annotation, molecular function: oligosaccharide binding; chitin binding. Gene Ontology annotation, biological process: carbohydrate metabolic process. Gene Ontology annotation, cellular component: endomembrane system.